Molecule: messenger RNA, 381 nt
Organism: Mesocestoides corti
Lineage: Eukaryota; Metazoa; Platyhelminthes; Cestoda; Cyclophyllidea; Mesocestoididae
Source: the annotation of a GenBank genome assembly
AUGCCAUGGUUAUUGCUGCCAGCGAAUGUCUACUCCUGGUUAAAUCACCAUCCCGUCAAUUUUCCCCUAACUGACUCACCCUUUUUGGCGUUUGCUCUGCUUCCUGGUGAUUCCCUGUCCCAUGACUUCGCCUUCCAGCCACACCUUCGUCCCAUGUUCUCUCCUACGUCAUCCGUGAGUCUCGAAGGCUUUUAUCCAAGGACAUAUCCCAGGAUGUCGAACACCGACCGUCUCUCCAUCACCAAACACUCAUCUCUCAAUUCCACAACAAAUCCUCAACCAUCUUUGGACGCAUCCACCCUAUUGGUCUCACAGGAAUUCCCAUGCUAUUACUGGCCUGAACUCAAGUCCUUCACCACAACAUUUCCGAUGGUCGGCUGA